AUGGAAGUUGGACAAAAAUCAGGUGGAAAGACAAGGUUGGCGAUGAUGAUACAGUUUACAGGAUCACCAGGGAUCCGCAGAAGGUUUGUCGGCUCAUUUUUUGAUAGAUUUUUUAUUUUUAGUUGACACUGAAACAUCGAAUCCGAGUUGUCGAUUAUGAUGGUGAAGAGAUUGGUCUUUUACCGACAAAAUCUGGGACAAUGGUUCGAAAUAUUGUGAAUGAUAUCUGUAAACAAUUGGAGGUUGAGUUGAAAAGUGUUUGUUUAGUUGAAAGGUACAGAGAUGGAAAGGCAACGGUACUCAGAAUGGAUGCGACCGUGAAUUGGAAUGAUUAUUUGGCCAUAACUAUUGAUAUUCUUGAUCGGGCAAGUUGAAAUGAGCAUUUUUAGAUUGAGUGUGAUGCAAUUCAACUAACAAGAGCGUUUGAAUUUCAGGAAACGAUUGUCAUUGAAAACGGCGAACCAAUUUUGCCGAAAUGCCUAACAGUACUGACUUUAAAACAACUUCUGCUCGAUUAUAAGCAUGUAGGUGAUCCAGACAUAUUUUUUUACUGUAGUCUUUUAUGUCAGGCCACACUCGGAACUGGUGCAUCAUCAACAAGAGGUUUGGACAACGGCGAAUUGCUGGCCAAGCUCGAAUCUGGAGAAGCCCCUACCUUGGCAGAAAAACGGCUGAUUGCCAAAUGCUGUGCGCCACCACUGCAGCAACACUGUCUGAAACGAGGAUUGCCCUGGAAAAGAGAGUGUAGGCUUUAUCUGGCCAAUCUUUUUGAACCGUACCCCCAGCUAUAUAUUGUAAGUUUCUUUCGGAAUCCGGCUCCAGCCAAUUAUGGUUAUCAGAAUAGACUAGCGGGCCGACCCCUUUUGGCCCGGCCUGAGAGCCAUGGAUAAAAUUGGGAAAGUCAAAAUGCGUUUUCGAUGUUAGCCUACACGAUUGUGGACUUUUUUUUUAUUUAUCUUGACUUUUUUUCAGCCAGAUUUUGUCUCACAGUAUGACGACCAUAACUAUAGAGGCUUUCUUGACAUAACAAUCGGCGGUGCAGAGGCGCACAGAAAAAAAAGAAGGCGAACUCGCUUGCUGAAGAUUAUGAAGUCAAAAAAAAUCAGGUAGGUCUUACUUUUGCAAUAAAUUGGUUAUUUUCAGCCUGACUUUGUCUUCAAUCAAGAUGUGAACGUCGAAAUCACAAUUUUUGUGAAGCAUUUUCGAGGAAUUGUUAUUGGAAACAUCGCAAAAAUGCCAUCUCCAAAAUGUGUGCCAAGUAAAAAAUUCUUCAAUUAUCAUUACUGAAUUUGUGUUUUCACCUUGUUAUUGUUGACUUCUUACUGUUUUGUUGUUAUUUUAUGUUUGAUGCCUAAUAAAUACCUCAUGCUUACUGUAAAUUUUUUGUUUCUGGCUUAUUUUAUGCCAUCGUUUGACUUUUGUCCAUAAAAUUUGACAAUGUAGUAGAAUUUCGAGUGCAUCUGAUAUUGUACUAGAUAGUUGAUCCGAAAUCCGUUUAUUUGAUUGAGAAAGUCGAGAAUGGAAAAAUUAUAUCGGUAAAAGCUAAUUCGAAGAUGGAUUGGGACCGAAAAGUGAUCAUAACUCUGGACAUUGUUGAUUGAGUCACGAAUUUCUAAUAGGAUUUACUCAAACUCUGUUUUCCCGCAAAAACAACGAAAUUUAUUUUUGGUGCAGACUUGACACAUAACGGAGAUGGGUCAAGUGUUCCCAAAAAUAAAAAUUUGCGCGAAAAUCUUUUGCAAAAUCUUGUCGAAACGCUAAAAUUUCUCCCUAAACGUGUAAGUAUAUUAGACAAUUAGUUAGCUCAAUUUUUUUCCAGGCUCUUUAUUUAUUCGAUAUUAGACUAGACCUUUUUUAUUAUUUUUUUUUGAUUUUAGAUGCCUAAACUCCAGAUUUACACACUUCGAGGGACGAUUUUGGAUACCAUUCCUUGCUCUUCAGGUGAAACUGUAAAAGAAUUGGUUAAAAAUGCGAUGGAAUCCAAGAAGCUUCGAUUUGAAGAGGCCAGGUGUCUAAAACAACAAGAAAAAGAUGGAACUUGGACAAAAAUCAGGUGGAGAAGCAAGGUUGGGGACGAAGAUACUGUUUACAGGAUUACCAGGGAUCCGCAGAAGGUUGGUGGACUCAUUUUUUGAUAGUUUUUGUGUUUUUAGUUGACACUGAAACAUCGAAUCCGAGUUGUCGAUUAUGAUGGUGAAGAGAUUGGUCUCUUACCGACGAAAUCCGGGACAGUGGUUCGAAAUAUCGUGAAUGAAAUUUGUAAGAAGUUGGAGGUCGAGUUAAAACAGGUGUGUGUGGUUGAAGUUGUCAGAAAUGGGAAGGCAGUGGCCAUCAAAAUGGAUGCGAAGGUGAAUUGGAAUGAUUAUUUGGCCAUAACUAUUGAUACUCUUGAUCGGGUAAGUUGAAAUGAGCAUUUUUACAUCAAGUGUGACAGGAUUGAACUAAUAAACGUGUUUUAAUUUUAGGAAACGAUUGUCAUUGAGAACGGCGAGCCAAUUUUGCCAAAGUGCCUCACAGUGCUGACUCUAAAACAACUUUUGCUCGAUUAUAAACCUGUAGGUGAAUUACAUGAAUUACGUGAAUGUUUAUUUCUUUAGAAAGGCUUUGGGAGAAAUUCAAUGUUAUUUCAUAUUCAUAAUUUUUGAUCAUAAAAUCUUUUGCGCCUCAUAAUUAUACAUGAUGACAAAAAAAAUGUUUGGAAACUUGCGGGUAUUUUUUCUUGGUAUCUAAAGCCAUACAUUCGCAGAAAUAAGCUCCGACAUACGGUUUUUACUGUAGUUUUCUUUUUCAGGCCACACGCGGAGUUGCUAGAUCAACAACAAGAGGUUUGGACAACGGCGAAUUGUUGGCCAAACUCGAAUCUGGAGAAGCUCCGAAUGAGCCAGAAAAACGGCUGAUUGCCAAAUGCUGUGCGCCACCACUGCAGCAACACUGUCUGAAACGUGGAGCACCCUGGAAAAGAGAGAGUAGGCUUUAUUUGGCCAAUCUUUUUGAACCGUACCCCCAACUACAUAUUGUAAGUUUUUUUUUCGGAAUCCGGCUCCAACCAAUUAUUGUUGUGCCAGAAUAGACUAGCGGGCCGACCCCUUUCGGCCCGGCCUGAGAACCAUGGAUAAAAUUAGGAAAGUUAAAAUACGUUUUCGAUGUUAGCCUACACCAUUUUGGAGUUUUUUUACUUAUCUUGACCUUUUUCAGCCAGAUUUUGUCUCACAGUAUGACGACCAUAACUAUAGAGGCUUUCUUGACAGAACAAUCGGCGGUGACGAGGCGCACAGAAAACAAAGAAGGCGAAAUCGCAUGCUGAAGAUUAUGAAGUCAAAAAAAUUAGGUAGACCUUACGUUUUGCAAUAAAUAACUUAUUUUAAGCCUGACUUUGUCUCCAAUCAAGCCAUGAACGUUGAAAUCAGCAUUGUUGAGACGCAUUUCCGAGGAAUUCAUUACGGGAAAAUGAGGCAUCGCAAAGAUGACAUCUCCAAAAUGUGUGCCAAGUAAAAAUUUCUUCAAUUAUCAUUACUAAAUUUGUCUUUUCACCUUGUUAUUGUUGACUUUUUAUUGUUUUGUUGUUAUUUUAUUUUUGAUGCCUAAUAAAUACCUCAUUUUAACUGUAAAUAUUUUGUUUCUGGCUUAAGUUAUGCCAUCGUUUUGUCCAUAAAAUUUGACAAUGUAGUAGAAUUUCGAGUGCAUCUGAUAUUGUACUAGAUAGUUGAUCCGAAAUCCGUUUAUUUGAUUGAGAAAGUCGAGAAUGGAAAAAUUAUAUCGGUAAAAGCUGAUUCGAAGGUGGACUGGGACCAAAAAGUGAUCAUAACUCUGGAAAUUGUUGAUUGAGUCACGAAAUUCUAGUAGGACUACUCAAAAUCUGUUUUCCCGCAAAACAACGAAAUUUAUUUUUUGGUGCAGACUUGACACAUAACGGAUAUGGGUCAAGUGUUCCCAAAAAUAAAAAUAUGCGCGAAAAUCUUUUGCAAAAUCUUGUCAAAACGCUAAAAUUUCUCCGUAACCGUGUAAGAAUAUUAGACAAUUCGUUAGCUCAAAUUUUUUUCCAAGGUUUUUAUAUAUUCCAUAUUACACUAGACCUUUUUAUUAUUUUUUUUUGAUUUUAGAUGCCUAAACUCCAGGUUUACACACUUCGAGGCACGGUUUUAGAUACCAUUCCAUGUUCUUCAGGUGAAACUGUAAAAGAAUUGGUUAAAAAUGCGAUGGAAUCCAAGAAACUUCGGUUUGAAGAGGCCAGGUGUCUAAAACAACAAGAAAAGGAUGGAACUUGGACGAAAAUCAGGUGGAAAGACAAAGUUGGGGAUGAUGAUGCUGUCUAUAGGAUUACCAGGGAUCCGCAGAAGGUUGGUGGGCUCAUUUUUUGACAGAUUUUUUGUUUUUAGUUGACACUGAAACAUCGAAUCCGAGUUGUCGAUUAUGAUGGUGAAGAGAUUGGUCUCUUACCGACGAAAUCCGGGACAGUGGUUCGAAAUAUCGUGAAUGAAAUUUGUAAGAAGUUGGAGGUCGAGUUAAAACAGGUGUGUGUGGUUGAAGUUGUCAGAAAUGGGAAGGCAGUGGCCAUCAAAAUGGAUGCGAAGGUGAAUUGGAAUGAUUAUUUGGCCAUAACUAUUGAUACUCUUGAUCGGGUAAGUUGAAAUGAGCAUUUUUACAUCAAGUGUGGCAGGAUUGAACUAAUAAACGUGUUUUAAUUUUAGGAAACGAUUGUCAUUGAGAACGGCGAGCCAAUUUUGCCAAAGUGCCUUACAGUGCUAACUCUAAAACAACUUUUGCUCGAUCAUAAACAUGUAAGUUUUAAUUUUUUUUGUCUUGAAAAUGUUUUUAGAGUUACAAAAUCGAUUUCAAUCAGAAUCCAUCACUUCUUGAAUAAAAAAAAACAAUUUUUUGUGCCUGAUGUUGUACAUGACAAAAAAAAUAUUGCGUUUUUUAUUCAUUUCUCAUGAUGUUGAGGGCCUUGUAUUAUAAACAAAAGAGGUCUGUGUAAUAUUUUCGUAGCUAUAUUUUCUUCAUUCUAGCCCACAGUCGGAGCUGGUGGAUCAACGACAAAAACUUUGGACACCAAUGAAUUGCUGGCCACACUUGAAGCUGGAGAAGCUCCGAAUGAGCCAGAAAAACGGCUGAUUGCCAAAUGCUGUGCACCACCACUCCAACAGCACUGUAUGAAGAGAGGAUUGCCAUGGCGAAGAGAGAGUCGGCUUUAUUUGGCCAAUCUUUUCGAACCGUACCCUCAACUUCAUAUUGUAGGUUUUUUAUGGAUUUUCUAAAGGUUCUGGAUGAAUUUUUGCUUAAGUUGAUAGUUGGGUGAGGGUAUUAUGGCAAUUUUUAGACCGAUUACGUUGUCAACAAUGAGUACGCGUUUUUUGAACGGCUUUUCCGCGGUGAUUUGGCCAAUUGGAAAAGAAAACAAAAGUCUGUUGUCUCGAGAAUUGUCGCAAAAACGAGGAAGUCAAAAUAGGUGGGUGAAUAGGUAAAAAAUUUUGACUAGGUAGAUAAUCGAAGGGUUUUCGGAAAAUGCUGACAUUUUGAAGUAAUUAUAAGUUUUGAUUUCCAUUAUUUUUAGGUUGAUUGGGUUUCGGAUCGUAGCGAAAACUUGGAGAGAGGCAUAUUUUAUAGUGUAAUUGUUGGAGAUGCGAAAAAUCAACAACGAAAAAAGCAAAGAGGGCUUUUGAAGGCCGUAAAAUCAUAUAAAAAUCAAGGUAGUUUCACAAAGUUAUACUAAAAUUUUCGAUGACGCAUAUAUGAAGUCAAGGAGUUUGUUUUUUAACUUGCAUAUUUUCAGCCUGACUUUGUCUCCAAUCAAGACAUGAACGUCGAAAUCAGCAUUUUUGAGAAGCAUUUUCGAGGAAUUAAUUAUUGGAAAAGGAAACAUCGCAAAAAUGCCAUCUCCAAAAUGUGUGCCAAGUAA
This is a messenger RNA of Bursaphelenchus xylophilus (pine wood nematode), 5896 nucleotides long. The record is from the annotation of a GenBank genome assembly. Lineage: Eukaryota; Metazoa; Nematoda; Chromadorea; Rhabditida; Aphelenchoididae.